Molecule: messenger RNA, 1831 nt
Organism: Emericellopsis atlantica
Lineage: Eukaryota; Fungi; Ascomycota; Sordariomycetes; Hypocreales; Bionectriaceae
Exons: 5
Coding region: 296-1579 (427 amino acids)
Cellular component (GO): TRAPP complex; Golgi apparatus
Source: RefSeq, a predicted model, not a curated record
CGCGUCUUCUUCCUCAGGCUGCUUUCGCUUCAUCGGGCUCAUUCUUAACCUGUGAACACAGCAGAACAGGCUGGAUGUAGCAAUUGCGGCGAAAGGGUUUGCUCCAGGGUAAGGUAAGCCGGCUUUCAACUGGCGAUGCCAUCCAGGGCUCCAGUUGUCGUAGACUCAAGCUCACUGCUGCAACUACGUACCGCGUCGUCAACCAUCAGCAACCACUUGCGCCUAGCCCGAAAAUCGAUAUUGUUCGAAUGAUCUAUCCUUAAAUCACUCUCCCUGAUCUUAUUGAUGCGCUAAAAUGAGCGAGCCGCAGCGCACUUCGAGCCAAGGCCACUCCAGAAACAAAUCCGUCACCAAAUCGAGACCUCGAUCGUCGACCAAGGGACCACUAGAUGUCGACGAUGAUCCCCUAACAGCCUCUUCCACCCCAAAGUCCAACCUUUCUCCAGCGCAGUCAGCCCCAAGGCGGACCUCAAGAUCACCAGGUGCCCGCCUCCCAGUCACACAAGUCGGCCAGCCCCAGGCCAAAGACUUCUCCUUCCUCCUCAAACCAGAGAUCUACCAUCCCCUCCCGCCACAAAAUAUCCCAGCAGCCUUUCGCAACUCCGACAAGCAGCCCGGGACAGAGGUGCCCCUCGAGGAGCUCCUCGAAAGAGGGCACUUGCGCGCCGCAGCGAUCGCGGCGGUACAGGAACUCACUGGGUCAGGUGCGACGCGGCCUCCCGAUCCAACGGACUCGAAACGGAUCUUUGAGCUGCUCUAUACACGGCUAGCGUGCUUGACAUUGAUUGAUGCGACGCAGGUGGCAGCUCAAGAAGUGAAAGCCCUCGAGGAUCUGAACAACACCCGUCUGUACGUCGAUGAGGCCACGGGCGAGCACCUGGUGCCAUGGGAGCUACGCGUCUUGAACGUGCGCCUGCAAGCGCUGGGAUUUGGAGACAUGAGGAGAUCUAUUAUGAGCUACCACGAUCUCGCGCGUGAGUCACGGUCACGUAUUGCGAAGGCUACAAACGAUGAGGAGCGGCAGUUGUGGAAGGCAAGACUGCACCAGCUAGGUGUCAAGGUGGCCGGCGCCCUGGUGGAGAUGAACGACGCCGCGGGUGCGGCAGCUCACCUAAAGGGCCUGCAUGACAAUGGAGAUGGGAAGAUGGCCUUGUCGAAAGCUCUGGUGUGGCUUCAGCUAGGGGAUGUGGACAAUGCUCGAAGGUGCGCUGCAGCACAUGGUGAUGCCGAAACAGUCGGGGACAUCAUCCUGGCGCUAUGCGACAUGGCGGAUACCAAAUACGAAGCUGCCCUGGAGAGGUGGGAGGCGCUCAGGGAAGAGAGCCAGGACGAGAUGGUUGGCGUCAAUGCAGCAGUUUGCCUGCUUUAUCUGGGGCGAUUGCAGGAGGGCCGCGAGAUUAUGGAGGAACUCAUCAACUCUGGGUUCUCUUCACAUACUCUUCUGUUCAACCUAUCGACAGUAUAUGAACUCUGCGCUGAGAAGAACCGCAACCUCAAGAUGGCGCUGACAGAGCGGACGGCUGCCAUGGCCGAGGGCCCUGCUGGAUGGGAGAAGCAGACGGCAGACUUCAAGCUUUAGAGCCAGUCAAUUCAAACACUUUCGUGAAAAAGGCUGAGAUGACUUGCACACCGCUGUGGCGGGCACAUAUUCGACGGAAGUAUUCUUUCCGGAAUCAGAGUGUAAAUGCGAAGCGCAUCUUGCCUUGCAAGGCAGGGUACCUGAUGGAGCGUUGUGUUAGGCUCACCAAGGUCUGAGACGCCCGCAAAACCACUCCAUGCUUCUCCUGCCUCGCUGUGAGCUUCACACUUCAAGGAAUCCUCAUCAAUCCAC